CCUCUCAGUCAUUCCCAAGAUGGCGGACCUACUGGGCUCCAUCCUGAGCUCCAUGGAGAAGCCACCCAGCCUCGGCGACCAGGAAAGUCGGCGCAAGGCCCGAGAGCAGGCUGCACGCCUGAAGAAACUGCAAGAACAAGACAAGCAGCAGAAAGUGGAGUUUCGUAAAAGGAUGGAGAAAGAGGUGUCUGAUUUCAUUCAAGACAGUGCACAGAUCAAGAAAAAGUUCCAGCCUAUGAACAAAAUAGAGAGAAGCAUACUACAUGAUGUGGUGGAAGUGGCUGGUUUAACAUCCUUCUCUUUUGGGGAAGAUGAUGACUGUCGCUAUGUUAUGAUCUUCAAAAAGGAGUUUGCACCCUCAGAUGAGGAGCUGGACUCCUACCGUCAUGGAGAGGAGUGGGACCCCCAGAAGGCUGAGGAGAAGCGAAAGCUAAAGGAGCUGGCCCAGAGGCAGGAGGAGGAGGCAGCCCAGAAGGGACCUGUGGUGGUGAGCCCUGCCAGUGACUACAAAGACAAGUAUAGCCACCUCAUUGGCAAGGGAGCAGCCAAGGAUGCAGCUCACAUGCUACAAGCCAACAAGACCUAUGGCUGUGUGCCUGUGGCCAACAAGCGGGACACACGCUCCAUUGAAGAGGCCAUGAAUGAGAUCCGAGCCAAGAAACGUCUGCGGCAGAGCGGGGAAGAGUUGCCAACUACCUCUUAGGCAUUCCACCCAGCUCCCUUUAACCUCCAGCAGGGCAGGGGCAGGAGGCUGCUGCUAUCAGGACCCAUCCUGAGCCCUAUCUCUGAACCUUCAGGUCCUACCAGCUGUCAUUCAGGCUGGGGGAGGAGGGGGACAGGUAUUUGUCACCGUUGGAGCUUGGGUGUUGGAUAUGGGCUGUGUGUGUGUGUGUGUGUGUGUGUGUGUGUGUGUGUGUGUGUGUGAGAGAGAGAGAGAGAGAGAGAGAGAGAGAGAGAGAGAGGUGGGGGGAGAACAGGUGGGUAUUUAAUCUGUUAAUCUGUAUUAUUCUGUUUUCCUUGGAACUGUCUUCCCCAUGGAUGAGGCUGGAGUUACUUUACAUUCAAUAAACACUGUUUGACCUUAUGAAUGUCUUGGAGGCAGUGACAAGAUGAAAAGAUAAUUUCAGGUUGAAUAAUAUAAAAGCACCUAGCUUAAAAUUGUUGUUUGUAUAAGCUAAAGAUUAUCAGUUAUUGGCACUAUCAUUAGGAGUUACAAGGUUCUCUUUAAAAAAAAAAAAAAAAAUUAGGGCUGGGGAGAUGGCUUAGUAGUUAA
Jaculus jaculus (lesser Egyptian jerboa) is the source of this 1273-nucleotide messenger RNA. It is a transcript of the gene Spag7, whose product is annotated as sperm associated antigen 7. Lineage: Eukaryota; Metazoa; Chordata; Mammalia; Rodentia; Dipodidae. The coding region runs from base 20 to 703 and encodes 227 amino acids. The record is from RefSeq and is a predicted model, not a curated record. The transcript is spliced from 7 exons. Gene Ontology annotation, molecular function: nucleic acid binding.